AUGGAUAAUAAAAAUGAAAAAUUAUUUUUUUCAGUUUGGAGAAACAAGUUUUUAUUAAAUGAAAUACAAAGACAUCACAGGUUAUAUAUAGAAAAUAAAAUAAUACGUAUUUACAAGUCAAUGGAUCAACUUAGAUACCAUCCACAUAGAAGAUAUGCAACAGAAAUUAUAAUUGAUGUUAACGAACCAUUACAUGCACUACAUUCAUUAAAAGAACUCGAUUUACCAAUGUUUAAUCAAGAGAUAUUGGAUAUCCAAACAUUUCCACACUCAAUCAAAUCUUUAUUUUUGAAUAAUUUUAAUCAAGUUAUAAAACCAAAUGUACUUCCACCAUCAAUAACCAAUCUCGUUUUAACUUCAUAUAACCACCCACCUUCAGACGGUGUAUUUCCAGAAUCAGUCACCUCACUACGUAUGAACAACUUUAACCACCCAUUAUCCAACUCUCUAGCAAAACUACAUUCAUUAAAAACCCUCUAUUUACAAGAAUUUAAUCAAGUUAUAAAACCUAAUGAACUUCCAUCAAUAACUAAUCUCAGUUUAAGUCAUUAUAACCACCCACUUUCAGACGAGAUAUCGAUCGAAACAUGUCUCACACCCUCAAUAGAGACAUUAAAAUUGUUGGGAUUUAACCAAGUUAUAAAACCAAAUGUACUUCCACCAUCAAUAACCAAUCUCGUUUUAACUGCAUAUAACCACCCAUUAGAACCACAUGUAAUACCACCAAAUGUGAAAAAAUUACAUCUAACAUCAUACAAUUGUAAUCUUGGUAAACAUUUAUUUCCAAAUACUUUACAACAUUUAGUUAUAUCAAACCAUUCAAAGGAAUUAUUGGAACAUGAUUUACCAUCAUCAAUUACAGAACUGCAUUUCGAUUCGAAUAUUGGUUAUUCUUUUAAUCCAAUUCGAUUUCAAACCAAUUCAAUACCACCAUCAGUAAAAAAAUUAAUACUCCCAGAUAACCAUUCCCAACCUCUUCAAGUCGGUACAAUACCCAAUUCGGUAGUAGAUUUAGAGCUACCCAUAAUCUAUUCCCACCCUCUUCAAGUCGGUACUAUACCAAAUUCAGUUACAUAUUUAACAUUACCUCUAUUAUCUAGUCCUCUUCAAGUAGGUUUAUUACCAGAAUCUCUCACUAAAUUAACCUUUAGUAAAGGAUUUGAUCAACCUAUAGACCCAGCUACCAUUCCACAAUCUGUUACUCAAAUACUAUUGCCUCGUUAUUAUAGAUAUCCAAUACCAAACUCUUUAUUAAAUAUAAUAAAAACAUAA
Messenger RNA from Dictyostelium purpureum, 1272 nucleotides. RefSeq lists its product as uncharacterized. NCBI's taxonomy places the organism in Eukaryota, Evosea, Eumycetozoa, Dictyosteliales, Dictyosteliaceae. The record is from RefSeq and is a predicted model, not a curated record. The coding region runs from base 1 to 1272 and encodes 423 amino acids. The transcript is spliced from 3 exons.